GGACGAUUGAAUAAUUCGAGAGAAGCAUCUGACAUGGAGAACACCAGCUCUUCCGCCGCCGCCGAUAUCGCCAACUGGACGGAGGAGGUGGAGGACCUCGUACACGGCGGCCAAGUCGAGGAGGCCAUUUCUUUACUGGAAUCCGUGGUGUCGAAGCUCGAAACGGAUUCCAAAUUGGGGCAAUUGUCAGCUGCACUUCUGGACUUGUCGAAGCUCUACGCGACUCAAGGUUUCUCUAUCAAGGCCAAUGAGGCUCGCUCUCGCGCUUUCCUCCUCAAACAACUCUCUCUGCCCUUUUCCCUUCAAGUGAAGGAUGCUGAGGAUGCAAAUAAGUCUUCUAAGGAAUCGAGAGGCAAGGGAAUUUCAGAAUAUAGUUCUUUGGUUUGUCACUUAUUCACCUAUUCUUCUUCGAGCAUCUGGUUGUUGCGCUUAUUUUUCUCUUUGUAUUCUGAAAAUUUGCGGUUUAUGUUGCGAAGGUAAUCUUGAGAUCUCUUCCAACUUGCAAGAUGAUGGCUCAAAGCAACGUGGUUCUCCAGUUGAUGAUUGGGAAGCUAUAGCUGACCGUGAUCCAAAUGAAUUGCUUUCACCAUCAGGCUUGCCAGAAGUGUCCAGUCUUUCGUUGCAGGAUUCAAAAGUUCAAGCACCCAAAAGACGUGGGAGAGGUACUUUCUUAUAUCAAAAAGAUGAAUUGUAUAGUGAUGAACCGUCUGAAGGGAGUAAAUAUGACUACUCGGAUGAUGAUGUUUCUCAUAGUACAGAAGGGAGCUCGCAUUCAUUGAAUUUAAAAUAUGGCACCAGCCAUGUCCUUGUUCUGGCUGACUUUCCGACAAGUACUAGGACAACUGACUUGGAGAAAUUACUGGAGAAGCAUAAAGAUCAGGUUGUAAUCCGUUGGGUCAAUGAUAAGGUUGCACUUGCAGUCUUCAGAACUCCAUCAGAAGCUCUUGAAGCAAGUAGCUCUAUUCAGUGGCCAUUUUCGAUGCAUAUUCUUAACGAGGAUGAUGAACUUUUGAAGUCAAUUCCACCUAGAGAUCUGGAGCCACCUCGUCAAAGGCCUCGGACAUCAGCUCGAGCUGCUCAGAGAAUGAUUGCUCAAAGUAUAGGUAUAAAGCUACCUUCGGAUUUUGGGUCGAGGGAAUUGAGGAGACAGGAAGAAGCGAGGAAGAACCGAAUACUUUCAAGGCAAAACAAGAAGGAUGAUGCUUGGGGCACUGAUGAUGAUACCAAUUAGAAUUAGAAUCUGUUUAAAGACAAAACUUUAUACUCGUGGAUUGAUCUGUGUGUUACAUACCAUUCUGUUUUCCCCAAGAAAAGA
This is a messenger RNA of Ipomoea nil (Japanese morning glory), 1315 nucleotides long. RefSeq names its product coiled-coil domain-containing protein R3HCC1L. Lineage: Eukaryota; Viridiplantae; Streptophyta; Magnoliopsida; Solanales; Convolvulaceae. The coding region runs from base 314 to 1231 and encodes 305 amino acids. The transcript has 7 exons. The record is from RefSeq and is a predicted model, not a curated record.